Fusarium redolens is the source of this 2082-nucleotide messenger RNA. RefSeq lists its product as uncharacterized. Gene Ontology annotation, biological process: DNA-templated transcription; regulation of DNA-templated transcription. Bases 17 to 1999 code for a protein of 660 amino acids. Gene Ontology annotation, molecular function: DNA binding; zinc ion binding; DNA-binding transcription factor activity, RNA polymerase II-specific. NCBI's taxonomy places the organism in Eukaryota, Fungi, Ascomycota, Sordariomycetes, Hypocreales, Nectriaceae. The record is from RefSeq and is a predicted model, not a curated record. The transcript has 3 exons.
UGUUGGUACAAUCACAAUGGCACCAGGUUCGCAGAGAAACGCAUGUCUCUCAUGUCGCCAGAGAAAGCUCAAAUGUGAUCGACAACAACCAUGUGCAAACUGUGUUGCUCGGUCGGUCGAGUGCACAGAGCAAGACUUGCCUCCUAACCGAGCAGUCAAGAGACCAUUACCUCCAGAGCCAGACUCUUCAGCACUGUCGAACAUACUCUCGAGACUAGAUCAAAUUGAAACUUAUCUGAGCCCAACAAAAAGGAGCAAGCAUGUCUCUAUAUCAACCCCAAUUGGCAACCAGCUGAACGCCAUUCGAUUCAACUUGCCCAGCGUCGUCUCGCAAACCCAAGAACCUGCUUUCAAUAACGUUGCUGAGUUCAUGCCUCCUGAAGACCAGAUGCAAGCGACCAAAUACUCAGUCAACGAUAGUUUCUUGCGUCGCGCGCUCAUGCACGAUCUUAGUAUAUCGAUCUCAGCAGAAUACAAAUCGCAGAAAACAAUCGAACCUCGCCACAUACAACUCCCUCCCAAGUGGGAGACAAUGCGCCUGUUUCAAUUAUACUUCCAAUACUUGGGCCACGUCCAAAACAUCAUCUACGAACCUCAUGCAAGCAUUAUUGUAAACGAUGCAUAUGACCAGAUAGUCAAUGUUUCUGCAACGACUGCUCCUCGAGGUCUCUCCUUGAUAUUAUCCAUCAUAGCGUUGGCGACGAUCCUUGAGCCCGUAGAUGGAAACUUGACUACAGCAAUUCCAAUACUAAAGGAAAGGCUAGGGUUAUUUGCCACCUACAUCCGGAUGGCGAUGGACUCCCUGGAGCAACAUCGUCGAAGAGCAGAUCAUACUCUCGAAAACGUACAGGCAUUGAUCCUCCUCAGUUUUGGCAUCCAUCACACCGAGACCUUUUCUCCAAGAUACCGUGUCUUACUUGCUGAAGCUAUUGCUGUUUCCCAUAGCCUCGGACUUCAUGUUGUUGACCGGGCAUCUGCUAAACGGGGCCAUCCAAAGGUUGAGGCGGAUCCAAUGACACAGGAGAUAAAGAGAAGAGUCUGGUGGUAUCUCACUGCAACAGAUUGGGCAUCGUCAAAGGCAGAAGGAACGUCUGGAGCUACUUACCUCAUCCAACCGAAUCUCAUCAAUACCAACCUUCCAAAACAUAUCAAUGACAGUGAUAUCAGUAACCCCGAGUAUAAGGAGCGGCCCCUUUCGGAACCAACCACUAUGUCCUACAACCUCCAGCGCAUCAAGGUCGCCGAGGUAGUUCGCUGCAUUUCUGAUCUAAUGCCGCAUGAUCCAAGCGAAGCUUCAUGCGAGUUAAUACUUUCACUCGAUGCAAAGCUGGAGUCUUUGCUAUGCGAUCUCCCGGAUUUCUUCAAAAUUGAAUUGUCAGAGUCUGAAGGGACCAAACAGAUUGACCAAAACUAUCCCCAUAUCCCAAUGCAGCGACUCUUGAUCAACCUACUGAUCAACAUUUUCCGAUGCGGACUACAUUUCCCCUACCGUCCUGGGCGUGCCAACAAGGCUCUGCACGCGUUUUCACGUCAGGCCAGCCUGAAAGCUGCUCGAGCUGUCCUUUCUUCCCAUCGAGGCAUGACUAUGACACACAUGUCGCACUCUGCCGAUUUCAUGAAGAUCCAGGGCACGAUAUUUCACAUGUUCAUAGGGGCUCUUGUUCUCACUACAGAUAUCUGCUGCAACCAGGAUGAUGAGACGCAGUCUUCAGAGCUGAUAGGUGUUCUGAAGAAGCUGGACGACGUCAAGGAUCACUCUCAAAUGGCUGCAAAGUUACUAGAUGUUUUGACGCAGUUGCUAGUCGCAUAUGGUGUUUGGUCACCCUCUACAACUAUCUCUACAUAUACAGAAGAUACAACGCCAUUAGAUUUCAGCUUGUCGGGACAUGAGGGCCCAAGGGUCGAUAGUCUUGAUACGCCUUUCUCGUUUGAUGAGCUGUGGGAGACAUACAUCGGACAGCCUUGUGGGUUAGAUAUGUUGGAUCUUUUGGAAGCAUGAGAUUAAAAUAAUAGUUAAUUAACAAUAACUUGAAUCUGAGGUUUAAGAGGCCAGUUGACUCGAAUUAGGGCACCCCUUCGAGA